UAAUACUCUGCACACUACCCAAGUUCUUAUCCUAAGUUGAAAUUCAAUGUUCAAUUGUGCCUCCGUAAAUACUCAAGAAGUAUGAUUAUAAUUAUUUUACUUAAAAAUAUAAUAUGGGUAAAUAAAUUAAUUAUAUAAGCGUUUGAUUAUACUUACCACGUGCUUUUCAGGCAUAUGUUACAAACUUAGUGUUACCUGAAAAUUUAUACUCAUGGAUGAAAAGUCAUCUAAAGGGAUACUAAAAAAGUCGUCAGUUGAGCAGCGUCAGAAAAGUUUUCAGUGGGAUGAAUCAAACAUUUUGGCCACAUAUCACCCUGCAGACAAAACUUACGGUCAUAUGAAAAUCGAAGAACCGAAAACACCGUACGUCUAUGAAUCAGAAGACAGUGUCGGGCGACCGUCUUUUAACCCAGAGGACUUGGCAGCCCGUUUAGCUGCUACUGUUGAAGAUCCUGAAAAACAACUGCCACGUACAACCGUACUCGGUAAUGAAGAAGAAGAGCAUCAGAGAAAAUUUCGUGAAAAGCGGAAGCAACAUUAUAAUGAAUUUUUGGCUGUGAAGUUAGCGAAAGAAAAUUUACAUAACGAUGAUGAUGAUGAUGAUGAAGUGGAGGAGAAGAAUGAGGAUAAAGAAAUCGAAGAUGAUGAAGAAAUCAGGCGUAAUGUAGAACAGGCAGCAAUUAAUGCUCGUCUAAAUGCGGAACUUUCCCGCUUGAGCAGAACUUCAGCUGAUCAAUCGGUGGAAGAUAAUAUUUCAAGAGUUGAAAAUUCUUCGAAGAACUCACGUCUGAGACAUGCUAGACCCUAAAGGAUUUUAUCAAACUUAUUUUCGCUUUUUAUGUACAGAUAAUUGUUUGUGUUUUCAUCUAGUUUGCUCAGUUUGAUUAAUUAUACUUUCUACUUCUGUGUGUUUUGGAAGUGUUUAUACUUGCCGGUUCAAUGCAAUGUCAUCUAGUAACCUAUCAUUACAAAAUUGUUUAAUUGUUGAAUAAGUUGAAUCUGUACCUUAUUUGCGUUUAUGGAGUUAGAAGCAUGAUGUUUUUAUAUUCUAAGAAUAUAUUUCUUUGCUUA
Molecule: messenger RNA, 1071 nt
Organism: Trichobilharzia regenti
Lineage: Eukaryota; Metazoa; Platyhelminthes; Trematoda; Strigeidida; Schistosomatidae
Source: the annotation of a GenBank genome assembly